Messenger RNA from Melampsora larici-populina 98AG31, 2307 nucleotides. RefSeq lists its product as uncharacterized. The record is from RefSeq and is a predicted model, not a curated record. The transcript has 3 exons. Lineage: Eukaryota; Fungi; Basidiomycota; Pucciniomycetes; Pucciniales; Melampsoraceae. The coding region runs from base 1 to 2307 and encodes 768 amino acids.
AUGACAUCAAACUUCAAAUUUCUUGGAGCUCUCCAUUUGCUUUGUCUUUCCUUACUGUCCUUCCAAAUGGAUCAAACAUCAAUCCAUGAAUUUCAUCAAAUCCAAUCAGCAGAAGUUCCAGAUUUGGAGUUAUCACUCAGUCUUCUGCCUGCAAAACAGGAGAGCACAAGAGACAGUCAUUUUCAAACAAUUCAUGAUUCUGAAGGAAUAUCGGAUCAAGACUUGUGGAUGCUUAAGCAGGUAAAGGAAGAAGACAUGCAUGAUCCAUUUGAUAUGCCAAACCAACCAUCAAACUAUUUUGAUCAUGGUUCCAUUUCAAGACCUUGCACAGGGAGUUCAAAAACCUCAUGGUUGACUCUGAUUCCUGGAAAUUCUGACAAGAGAUCAGUCCAUCUCUCAAGGACGGAUUUGAUCAAGAUAAAUUCACAUGGCCUUGGAACAAGCCAACAAGUGAAAUCCCCAAAACCCUGGUUAACUCUUGGAAAUGAAAGUACUCUUUCCGAAAAGAAUGCUGGUAUAGACAUUCCAGAUACUGAUGUUCAUAACACCAUCUAUGCUACUGGAGUCACUUGCAACAACAACAUACAAACAUCCCCCCCAAGAGAAUCCACGGAAACAAUCAUUGACCAUCCCCUAGAUAAUAUAAGCCUUGAAGUUCCUCAGUCUGGAUCUUCUACCAGUAUGAAGAGACAUAUUUUUCAAGAAUUUGGUAACCCCUCCCACAAUGUGAUAGAUUCUCACCAAGAAUAUUCUAUCAGAGAUCAGCAGGAGCCUCAUCCAGUGCAGAAAGAUGAAUCCUUGAGGAAUUCCAAAAGACUGAGGGUGAUUGCCACCCAGAAACAGAAAGAGCCACAUACAUAUGUACAAGGCUUACAAGAUGAUCAAGAUGUGGAAGGAUUUGAUGAUGAAAGACUUGGGAUCUUCAAAUCUCAUAAAAAAACCAAGUUCUGUUCAUCACAAAAGGGGAUUGGGGAAUCAUCACAAUCACCAAUCAUUCCUUCAGACUUUAUUUUGGUGGACACAAUCAAAGAGAUUUCAACAACCCACAAUCUACUUCCCCAAAAAAUACAGAAUGAUAUAAGUAUCUGGACCUUCAAACUGGAGAAAAAUGUACUUUUAAUAAUGAAACAAAAUCAAAAUGUUUUUGGGGAAGAAACAUACCCAUUCUUAGAAGCUGCAGUUUCCAGGGCUGGUGUAGUAGCAAAUUGCUUUCUGACAUGCAUAAAGCUACUGCAUGAGGACCAACAGCAUGAUGUACAAGGAUUCAAGGAUUAUAUAUUAGAAGAUGGGUGGAGAUUCAUUCAAAGGCUCUUCAAUCAAUGGGUCCUGAUGGACUGGAGUAAUUUGAGGGCAACAAAAAGGCGUGAACAUAUUGAUGAUCUUCAACCUCAUGUGCUUUACAAUUAUUUGGGCACCUUGAAGGCAAACCGUUUCACAAUUGGGUACAUGUGGGUCUUUUGGAAGAGGUGGUACAGAGAAUCAACUUAUCCCCAGAAGAGAUUACUUGCCACUAAAAAUUGUUUUGUUAAGCAUAUACAAUAUUCAAUCUUACAUCAUGGAUUCAUUGACUUCCCAAUAGAUCCGGAGGCAAUUUUGCAAAGCUUCAAACCAAUAGACAGAAUUGAGGUUCAUAAACAUAUGCUAAAAGAGCACAGCCUCCAAUUUAACCGACUCAAGGAUUCUUAUCCCAAAUCAGUGAUAGAUUAUGUUCAUCUGGUGUACAUGGUACAUCAUGUAGGUACACUUGAGCUUGAACUUUUGGAACAUCAUGAACCAGUGGUAGAAUGGCUUGAAGGGCUACUUCAACAUCUUCAAGAAGAGAUCACCAAACAAGGUCUGAAUAAUGAAGAAAGAGUGAAAUCAAUAUCUCAAUGUGUAAGAGCUACCUACAGCAGGCUUAUUCCAGCAUUCUUUGGAGCUAUAAAAUUGAUGGAUCAGUCUGAAUCUCUGGUUUCUGUGAAGGAGAAGGAUGUUACUAUUUCCAAUGCAUGGACAUUCCUGAAAGCACAUCUAGACCAAUGGAGAAAGAGUAAUAUGUGUAAUAUCUUCAAUUGUGGAAACAUGGAAAAUAUCCCAGGGUAUCAUUGCUCAGGAGAUAGCCACACUCUGUUUAAAGCAAUGCUCAAACUCAAGAGUAAUUUCCGGAUUCCGUUUGUGUGUUCAGGAUGGUGCUCAUUCACAACCAAGAAUGUGUGGUGGGAAGAGUGGCUCAACAUGUGGCCAACACCUCACACAGCUGGCACAUUUUUUACGCUGGGCUCAAAGUGUCUCGCUGUGGGAUCUCUCUCUAUGUUGUGGCUACAUUAA